Ornithorhynchus anatinus (platypus) is the source of this 3555-nucleotide messenger RNA. RefSeq names its product TLE family member 4, transcriptional corepressor (gene TLE4). Gene Ontology annotation, cellular component: nucleus; transcription regulator complex. Gene Ontology annotation, molecular function: protein binding; transcription corepressor activity. The transcript has 22 exons. Gene Ontology annotation, biological process: negative regulation of canonical Wnt signaling pathway; regulation of DNA-templated transcription. Bases 1038 to 3452 code for a protein of 804 amino acids. NCBI's taxonomy places the organism in Eukaryota, Metazoa, Chordata, Mammalia, Monotremata, Ornithorhynchidae. The record is from RefSeq and is a predicted model, not a curated record.
GCCGCUGCUACAUUUGGUCAAAGAAGUCACCUAGCCAGAGCGUGUUGUUAGAGCUGUUCGGAGCGGGAGUUUAGGCUGCUUGCUGCCUUCUCGCUCGCUCACUCUCUUUCCGCACCCCCCCACCCCCAACCUCUCUCUCGCACACAAACGUCCUGUAUAAUGUUUAGUGGUCUGGUGUAGCUCGUAGAGUUUGCAAGGAGGGGGAAAUAGAAAGCCGCGACGCGGUUUUUUUUUUCCAAAAAAAAAAACAACCUCCCCCUUCAAUUUGAGAGAGAGCAAAACGAAAAACAGGAAGGAAGAAAAGGAAAUGAGUUGUGGUAAAAGAGAAGAGAGACGCUAAAGGGACGUUUAAGAGAUCGUUGCCGUGAGUCGAGAGAUCGCCAGCCAAACCCCCAAAGCCAAAGAAGAAGACCGACUCCGAACCGGAGGAGUUUGCAUUUUCCUCAAUUGAAGAAGAGGGAGACGUUGCCCCUGGAGGAAUAACAACCAAGUAAAAGAGAGAUAAAGGAAAGUUUGGAGGGAGGGGUUGGCGGGCGAGGAGAGACAGUGCCGGUGGACGAAGGGCUGGGGUUUGUUUGAGGUGGGGUCGGCUGCGGGGGGUGGGCGUGAACGGUGUGGCUUCUGCCGAGUAGUCGAAGCGAGCGGCUCGCGAGGACGGCCGGCCCCAUCCCGACGAGCGGCGGGAGCGAAGCGGCCGAUCUUUGACGUCCGCCCCGCGACCGUGACCGUUGGCCAGUGACAGCCCGACUGGAAUGUGGGAGAGGUUCCGCUGGGCCGGGGACCGAGACCGAGCAGAGGCAGAGACCGAGACCGCGCCGCCGGGGACCGGGGACCGGGACUGAGCCGCCGCCGCCCCCGCCGCUGCGCGCAUCUCCCGCACCACCUUCUCCUCCCGGUGCCGCCGUUCAAACAAAUGAGCCGAGCUGCUGCCCCUGCCGCCGCCGCCGCCGCCGCCGGUCCCGCUCCCGCUCCUGCUCCUGCUCCGACUGCCGCCGUUCCGCUUAGCGCCGCCGCCGCCGCCAACUAAAUCGGUUUGGAUGAUUCGCGAUCUGAGCAAGAUGUAUCCUCAAAGCAGACACCCGGCACCGCAUCAGCCUGCUCAACCCUUUAAAUUUACCAUUUCCGAGUCCUGCGAUCGGAUUAAGGAGGAGUUUCAGUUUUUGCAGGCGCAGUACCACAGUUUGAAGCUAGAAUGUGAAAAACUGGCAAGUGAGAAGACAGAAAUGCAGCGGCAUUAUGUCAUGUAUUAUGAAAUGUCCUAUGGAUUGAAUAUAGAGAUGCAUAAGCAGGCGGAAAUUGUCAAGAGGCUGAACGCUAUCUGUGCCCAAGUCAUUCCUUUCCUGUCCCAAGAGCACCAGCAACAAGUGGUGCAGGCUGUGGAACGUGCCAAGCAAGUGACCAUGGCAGAACUGAACGCAAUCAUUGGGAUCAGGGGAUUUCAGAAUCCACUGAAGCAGCAACAACUCCAGGCCCAGCAUUUAUCACAUGGACACGGUCUGCCGGUGCCUCUCACUCCACAUCCAUCAGGCCUGCAGCCUCCAGCCAUCCCACCCAUUGGGAGCAGUGCUGGUCUCCUGGCCCUCUCCGGUGCCUUGGGAGGCCAGUCCCACCUGCCAAUUAAGGAUGAGAAAAAGCACCACGACAACGACCACCAAAGAGACAGAGACUCCAUAAAGAGCUCUUCCGUGUCUCCAUCAGCAAGUUUCAGAGCUGCCGAGAAGCAUAGAAACUCAACAGAUUACUCGUCAGACAGCAAAAAGCAGAAAACCGAAGAGAAGGAAAUAGCAACUCGCUAUGACAGCGAUGGCGAGAAGAGCGACGACAACCUGGUAGUGGAUGUUUCCAAUGAGGACCCUUCCUCCCCUCGAGGGAGCCCAGCCCCUUCUCCGAGGGAGAAUGGCUUGGACAAGACCCGCCUACUCAAGAAAGAUGCCCCAAUGAGCCCAGCCUCCAUUGCAUCUUCCAGCAGCACUCCUUCCUCCAAAUCCAAAGAACUGAGCCUUAAUGAAAAAUCUACCACUCCUGUGUCAAAGUCGAAUACCCCCACUCCACGGACCGAUGCUCCAACCCCAGGAAGUAACUCCACUCCAGGAUUACGACCUGUGCCUGGGAAACCGCCGGGAGUGGACCCUUUAGCUUCAGGCCUGAGGACCCCCAUGGCAGUUCCGUGCCCUUACCCCGCCCCGUUUGGGAUUGUGCCGCACGCUGGAAUGAACGGAGAGCUGACUAGUCCGGGAGCUGCGUACGCCGGCUUACAUAACAUCUCUCCCCAGAUGAGCGCAGCGGCCGCUGCAGCCGCUGCAGCUGCCGCAUACGGACGAUCUCCAGUGGUUGGUUUUGAUCCCCACCAUCACAUGCGCGUGCCAGCAAUCCCUCCUAACCUGACAGGCAUCCCCGGCGGAAAACCCUUUGCCAGGACUUCAUCCCACUCUUUCCCCGCUAACCUCCGCUGGCUGAAAGGAGGUGAUGGAGCUUAUUCCUUCCACGUCAGUGCCGAUGGUCAGAUGCAGCCCGUCCCUUUCCCCCCCGACGCUCUCAUCGGCCCCGGGAUCCCCCGUCAUGCCCGUCAGAUCAACACCCUCAAUCACGGAGAAGUGGUGUGUGCGGUCACCAUCAGCAACCCCACCCGGCACGUGUACACCGGGGGAAAGGGAUGCGUUAAAGUCUGGGACAUCAGCCAACCCGGCAAUAAGAGCCCCGUCUCUCAGCUGGACUGUCUGAACAGAGAUAACUACAUCCGUUCCUGUAAAUUGCUCCCCGACGGCCGCACCCUCAUAGUCGGAGGGGAAGCCAGCACGCUGUCCAUUUGGGACCUGGCAGCCCCCACUCCGCGGAUCAAAGCGGAGCUGACGUCCUCAGCCCCCGCCUGCUACGCCCUGGCCAUCAGCCCCGAUUCCAAGGUCUGCUUCUCCUGCUGCAGCGACGGCAACAUUGCCGUGUGGGACCUGCACAACCAGACGUUGGUCAGGCAGUUCCAGGGCCACACAGAUGGAGCCAGCUGUAUCGACAUUUCUAACGAUGGCACCAAGCUCUGGACGGGGGGUUUGGAUAACACGGUGCGAUCCUGGGACCUGCGAGAAGGGCGGCAGCUCCAGCAGCAUGACUUCACCUCACAGAUCUUCUCACUGGGGUACUGCCCGACUGGAGAAUGGCUUGCAGUAGGGAUGGAGAACAGUAACGUUGAGGUGCUCCACGUUACCAAACCAGACAAAUACCAGUUGCAUCUCCACGAGAGCUGUGUGCUGUCACUCAAAUUUGCCCACUGUGGCAAGUGGUUUGUCAGCACUGGAAAGGACAACCUCCUUAAUGCCUGGAGAACACCUUAUGGGGCCAGUAUAUUCCAGUCCAAAGAGUCCUCAUCAGUGCUUAGCUGUGACAUCUCGGUGGAUGAUAAAUACAUUGUCACUGGUUCCGGGGACAAGAAGGCUACAGUCUAUGAAGUUAUUUAUUAAGGACAAAUCUGAAUGCAAACAAGACUCCUCCUCCUUGUAGCACUUUUCUUUCUUCCUUCCUUCCUUCCUUCCUUCCUUCCUUCCUUCCUUCCUUCCUUCCUUC